CUGCACUCCUCUCCCUUUGCCCGCUCACUUUCGUCCAUAAUCGAGUCCCAGACUCCUACCUGAGCUACACUCACCUCGAACAAGCUGAGCCGAAAAAUCAACGCGCAUUGUACUGCCUCGUUCACCAUCCUGAAGCCUUGCGUCCAGGUGCUCAAUAUAUUUUAUUUAUCUGGUGACCGAGAUGAAAAACACAUUUCCGAUAGGAAGGAACGUGUUCAGCUCGAGAAAUGAGUAUAAGAGACAAUGCCUCGCGACACUCGUUACACCAACAAUGAACCCGAUGGUACACCCUUUCAAGAGCUCAUCAUGUUUCCGACCUUGGCCCCUCAGCUUGCACGUCCUCAGCAUGCCGCACCGCCGCGUGCUCCCCCCAACGGAGCUGGUGCUGCUGCUCCAGGAGCGUUGCCUGUCGCUGGCACUGCCGAGGAGAACAACAAUUUGUCUGAUUUCACACCUCCUGAGCGCACCUUCUUUAUCACCGCUAUUCUUUCUUUUCGCGAGUCUUCUGCUUCUCAAGGAUCCAAAGCGAAGCAACCCAAGAAGACUUCCGCGACGAAAACUGGACCAGCCCUCCCUUUGUUCAGUAUGACGCGUUGCGCGGUUCUUCAAGAGGUUCUCAAGCUCCAUGACCUUCAUCAACAUUAUCAGCCCUCCAACGUCUCUGGAUUCCCUGUUGAGAUCUCUUGGCCAGGUUCCCCUGGGGGGAAGACGAAUGCCCCAACUGUCCGGGAUGAUCAAGAGUUCGAAACCAUCAUGACCCAGAUCUAUGAAAAGCGGACGGUCAAGUCUAUUCUUGUCGGGUUUGACCUUGAUCUCCUUGAACCAUUCCGCAUUCGUUCCGCGGUGGCUCUUGAUCCUCGUCUGGCACCUUGGUCUGGUCCUGAGGUACGGUUUGGGACCCAUGUACCACGUCCCGAUAGCUUCUCAGGCGAAGACCAACUCCACGGCGCCAUCAUCAUGGACCUUCGUGAAGAAUGGAAAUGUGAUGAACACGACAAUGGUGCUUGUUAUAAGAAGGAAGAUGAACAUUUUCCUCUCAAUCGUUGGAAAGUGAAGCAUUGGGCCGCCGCAAUUGCGGGAUCUCAGGCCGGUGUCAGCAUGCGUGACCCUCCUCCCACUCUAUUCCGGCCUGACGACGCCAUUCGUAGUCGGGUCAUAAGACCCCGUGGCCGUACCGGCCCUCGUCACCAACGUGCUGGGAGUGACUCAGCUGUUGAGGCGGGCACUAUGAUGUCCGCUUUCUUCUCCUCUUUAUUACAGAAUAAUGUUGCUAUCCCUCCUGUCACUCCGCGGCGCCCCAAGAAACAUUAUCUCAGCCCAGCCUCAUCUCCGGCAGGUCCACCUGAAUCCUCGUCUCCUCUUCCGGCUCAGGAAGAUGAGCUUCGUCUUUGCCUUGAGGCUUUUGGUCGCGCUAAGCCUUCCAUCUCCCCAGAGGAAAUUACGGUUGCGGUAACUGCUCUGUCUGAGAAACAUUACACUGCUGACACUUUGUCAUUUGCUGGAGUUCAACGGCUUGCAGAAGUCACCCAUUUUGCCGAAGGUGAUGUAUGUUCGCUAUUGAAGUUCGCAAAAGAAUGGGUCGGCAAAGUUGAGCACAAGCGAGCUCGUCUGAGCACUUCAAGCCAUCGCUUCUAGACAUGUUGGUCGGUUUUUUAUGAAAUUUGGUUUCCGUGCAAUACUUUAGUCAUUCUUUUAUUCAACACUCCUUCGUACUAUUCUACAUUCCUUUAUCACGCAAUAUAGUCACCAUCAUCUGGAAUAUAACCGCAGUC
Messenger RNA from Laccaria bicolor S238N-H82, 1772 nucleotides. RefSeq lists its product as uncharacterized. The record is from RefSeq and is a predicted model, not a curated record. NCBI's taxonomy places the organism in Eukaryota, Fungi, Basidiomycota, Agaricomycetes, Agaricales, Hydnangiaceae. The coding region runs from base 244 to 1635 and encodes 463 amino acids. The transcript is spliced from 8 exons.